Messenger RNA from Echinops telfairi (small Madagascar hedgehog), 789 nucleotides. RefSeq names its product all-trans retinoic acid induced differentiation factor (gene ATRAID). Gene Ontology annotation, cellular component: intracellular membrane-bounded organelle. The record is from RefSeq and is a predicted model, not a curated record. Bases 73 to 606 code for a protein of 177 amino acids. NCBI's taxonomy places the organism in Eukaryota, Metazoa, Chordata, Mammalia, Afrosoricida, Tenrecidae. Gene Ontology annotation, biological process: positive regulation of osteoblast differentiation. The transcript has 7 exons.
CUGGCGCAACCCGAGAUAUGCAGCCAGUGUGCAGGGACUGCGCGGAAUUUGUCGCAAGUGGCUCUUUUUUGUAUGCAGACACCGAAGCUAAGGUUGCAAGCCCGCUGCUGCCUGAAUCAGAAGGGCACCAUCUUGGGGCUGGAUCUCCAGAAUUGUUCUCUGAAGGACCCUGGUCCAAACUUUCAUCAGGCAUAUACUGCUAUCAUCAUAGACCUGCAAGCAAACCCCCUCAAGAAGGACUUGGCUAAUGCCUUCCGUGGUUUCACUCAGCUCCAGACUCUGUUACUGCCGAAAGAUGUCAACUGCCCUGGAGAUAUUGGUGCCUGGAGUACAAUCACCACUUACGUAGACAAGCAAACCUGCCAAGGACAAAGGAACCUUUGCAAUAGCACUGGUGACCCAGAAAUGUGUCCUGAGAAUGGACUGUGUACAUCGGAUGGGCCUGGGCUCUGGAAGUGCCUUUGUGCUGAUGGCUUCCACGGCUACAGGUGCAUGCGCCAGGGCUCCUUCUCACUAAUUGUGUUCUUCGGGAUUCUGGGAUCCACCACGCUAUCCAUCUCUAUUCUGCUGUGGGCCACCCAGCGCCGAAAAGCCAAGGCUUCAUGAACCCCUGGGUCUCCUAAAGAACAUGGAUCUAUCUGAGCCCUGCCUGGGUGUUGUGCUUCCUAGACUGGCAUCACCAAGCCCAGGCCGCCUUCGGAAGGAAGAUGGAAAACUGCCCCAUCCCCCUGCGCUGGGGACGCAUCUCCAUUUGCUGUUGACGAUAAUAAACAACUCGUCUUGUUUGUC